This is a messenger RNA of Dromiciops gliroides (monito del monte), 6510 nucleotides long. It is a transcript of the gene PRKAG2, whose product is annotated as protein kinase AMP-activated non-catalytic subunit gamma 2. Lineage: Eukaryota; Metazoa; Chordata; Mammalia; Microbiotheria; Microbiotheriidae. The transcript is spliced from 19 exons. The record is from RefSeq and is a predicted model, not a curated record. Bases 1039 to 2781 code for a protein of 580 amino acids.
ACACUGACACCUCCCCUCCCUCUCAGAACCAGGGAAGGAGCUGCGGGGAACGUUGCAGCCUAAGAGGUGGCAGCGGUUGCCGCAGUGUUAGCUUGGCAAACACGUGGCCCUCCCGGUCCUCCGCGUAGCACCAAAGCCCUCGUACCCUCUUGGGGAGUCAGCCCACCCCUUUCCCCGGGUGUGUUAGCUAUCCCAGGGCUGGAGGGCGCCCACCCGCACUGCAUCUUAGCCCACACCACAGCGCCGGGAUGGUCACGUCGUGAUGGAUGGAUUGCGCAACUGCUGAUGGACCUCGAAGACCAAAAAAAAAGGGCAGAAUAACAACGCAAGAGCCCCAGGACUUGCUCUCCGGAUAGCUUGCAGAGAGGGAAUGCAAGCCCAGAAUCAACUAUGCAUCCUUCUCAGGAGUAAGAGCACAGCCAGGGAGGGAUCCUCGGCCGCCCUGGCUGGGCUGCGUCCCCGAGGCGCCCGGCAGAAAAGCCACGACCUUGGGCUCGGAGGCUUCAGAGAUGUUCCUAGAGGAAGGAGGCUGUCAGAGAGAAAGUUGCAUUUUCUUCGGUGCACUUCCUGUAGCGCAGCCUGCAGUCUUCCAGCCAGGUUGCCUGGGUCCGCUGCACGCACCCCCUCUUCUGCUCUAGAGCCCAGGGCUUGUGUGCAUGGUUGUUGCAGCCCGUGUGUUCUUUCCUUAGCUCGCUACUGGUCGCAGGCGCAUUGAGGAAAGAGGCCGCUUAGUUGGCACUGAGCAGUUGCCCCGGGUCCCCCUCUCUCCCCUGAAAGCGUGAGUCCCCGCGGCUGCCGGAACCCUUCUGCUUCUAGCUAAGAGGAGUCCGUGGGCAUGUGCAACCUGGUGGAAGAGCUCCACGCGGAGCAGCAUUUUCUUUGACUUUGUGCUUUGCUCCUGAUGACCCUCGCGGGAGAAAGAGGACAUUUGAACUCCACGGUGGUUCUUCAUCGCCGCCACCUCGCGGGGUGACAGCAGCGGCGGCGAAUUACCGGCCCCUGGCUCCCACUCCCCUGACAGCUUCCGAAGUCCCCAUUAUGGGAAGUGCGGCCAUGGACACCAAGAAGAAGAAAGAUGUUUCAAGCCCCGGAGGGAGCAGCGGCAAAAAGAGUUCGGGCCAGAAGAAGCGAUCGCUGCGGGUGCACAUCCCAGAUCUUAGCUCUUUUGCCAUGCCGUUCUUAGAUGGAGACCUGGAAAGCUCAGAAAAGCAUGCUUCCCGGAAGGUGGACAGUCCUUUCAGUUCUGGGAGUCCUUCCAAAGGGUUUUUCUCCAGAGGCCCUCAGCAUCGGCCCUCCAGCCCGGUGUCAGCCCCGGUGAGGGCCAGGAACAGCCCAGGCUCUCCCAAAACGGUGUUCCCGUUCCCCUACCAGGAGUCUCCUCCCAGAUCUCCUCGGCGCAUGAGCUUCAGUGGCAUCUUUCGCUCCUCCUCCAAAGAGUCCUCCCCGAACUCCAACCCAUCUACCUCACCUGGGGGGAUCAAGUUUUUUUCCCGCUCGAAAAAAACCUCCGGCCUUUCGUCUUCACCAUCCACCCCUACUCAAGUGAUCAAGCAGCACACUUUCCCUCUUGAAUCCUAUAAGAAUGAACGUGAGAGAUUAGAAACUCGGAUUUAUGCCUCCUCUUCUCCCCCAGACACAGGCCAGAGGUUCUGCCUGCCUUCCUUCCAGAGUUCCGCCAAGCCUCCCUCUGCAGCCUCAGCUCCCUGUGCUACCUCCACAACAGCGGCUGUAGCAGCGGCCGCGGCGGCAGCAGCAGUUGCAGCAGCAGCAGCCCCAGGAACCGCUGAAGCCGGCAUGCUGGAGAAAUUAGAGUUAGAAGAGGAAGCAAUAGAAGAAUCCGAAAGUGAUAUUUACAUGCGAUUCAUGAAGUCACACAAGUGUUACGACAUUGUUCCAACCAGCUCGAAGCUUGUUGUCUUUGACACUACCUUACAAGUUAAAAAGGCCUUUUUUGCCUUGGUAGCAAAUGGUGUUCGAGCAGCGCCACUGUGGGAGAGUAAGAAACAGAGUUUUGUAGGAAUGCUAACAAUUACAGAUUUCAUAAAUAUACUACAUAGAUAUUAUAAAUCUCCAAUGGUACAGAUUUAUGAAUUAGAAGAACAUAAGAUUGAAACGUGGAGGGAACUUUAUUUACAAGAAACAUUCAAACCUUUAGUGAAUAUAUCCCCAGAUGCAAGUCUCUUCGAUGCUGUAAACUCAUUGAUCAAAAAUAAAAUCCACAGAUUGCCAGUAAUCGACCCUGUCAGUGGGAACGCACUUUAUAUACUUACCCACAAAAGAAUACUCAAGUUUCUUCAGCUAUUUGUGUCUGAGAUGCCAAAGCCUGCCUUCAUGAAACAGAACCUAGAUGAACUUGGAAUAGGAACAUACCACAACAUUGCCUUUAUACAUCCAGACACUCCUAUCAUUAAAGCCUUGAAUAUAUUUGUAGAAAGACGGAUAUCAGCUUUGCCUGUUGUGGAUGAGUCAGGAAAAGUUGUAGAUAUUUAUUCCAAAUUUGAUGUAAUAAACCUUGCUGCUGAAAAAACAUAUAAUAACUUAGAUAUCACAGUGACGCAAGCCCUUCAGCACCGCUCCCAAUAUUUUGAAGGUGUUGUGAAGUGCAGCAAGCUGGAAACACUGGAGACCAUCGUGGAUAGGAUAGUAAAAGCUGAGGUUCAUCGGCUGGUGGUAGUAAAUGAAGCAGAUAGCAUUGUGGGUAUCAUCUCACUGUCAGACAUUCUACAAGCCCUGGUACUCACACCAGCAGGUGCCAAACAAAAGGAAAGUGAAGCAGAAUGACCACGGUGAACAUAGAAGCCUUGAGUGAAUGUAGGAGAACAUGAACAAAGUUUCUGGGUCAAGUUUUUGCCUCACGAACACUGACUGCAAUAGAAGAGAGUAAUGGUUAUGAGAAUGUCGAUCAGGAUAGAGUGUUGGGUAAUGAAUCUUAUUUUCCCCAGUGAUGUCUAAACUAAGCAUGACAGAGAGAGCUUGAUAGGUUUAAAGAUUGUCAUAUUAAAAUAUAUAUCUCCAGACCUUUUCUGAAAGAUUUAAUAUGCUAUCAUCCUUUAAAUUUGUACUACAUCCUGAAAUUCUAUCACUUUUUGCAACUGAAAGAGCUCAUUGAUAGCUAAGUAACAGGUAAAUGUGACAUAAGGUGAGUGUAUGGCAUAUUCCUAACCUAGUGCCUUAUGUCAGAAUACAGCAAUAUGUCAUCACUGUUGCCCAUCACUGUUGGAGAAAGUAUUUGUGUGAAGAGAAAACUGUGUUUGAAUGUGAAAGUCUUUGAACCUAUUACCAAAUCAGUUUAAGUUGUCAUUAGAUUUGUCAUUAAAGCUGUACUUUGAAUAUAAAUAGAUUUACUUUAAAACUUUAACGAGUUUUGUGUUUAAAUGUCGCAUUCUGGACUAAGAUGUAAAACAAGACCGAUUUUAAAAACAGCUUUAUUUAUUUUUACUUUCAUGGCAAUUUUUUACACAUCUUUUGGUGGAUAGUUAAAACUUCACCAUAUCCAUUAAUAAACUGUUGAUUGUUAUACAAAAACAUGGCAGAUUUCUCGUUAUUUGUUUGGACCUGAAGAGGAUAUGGCUUCUUGAAUAGCCUUUAUUAGACUUAAAAAGUUAAAAGUUUCUAAAAGCAUGCAUUGAAACCUAAUUACUCUGUACUGUAUUGUAAAUAGGCAGCGGUUAUCGAGGAAAUGAAGUGCCAGAGAAAUGUCUAUUUUUUCUUGUGUAUUGCAAUGUAAAAUCAUGACGUUUGUAUGACUGCUGAUACAACUUUUUUUUUUUUGUAAAUUUUAUUGUGGCAUAUACAGUAUUGUCAUAUAGUUGCAAGGAGAGAGGAACAUUGCCUAAUGUAAAUGCUCUGAAAAUGUUGAGACUAUAUAAUUGUAGAUUUCCUUUGCAGAUUGAAGAAAUUAAAACAAGUCCUACUAUCUUUCAUUUUGUUAGAGGAGUUCUUAAAAAAUAUCACGUAUUUCUGCAUGUAUUGAAUAAGAUUCUACAUGCCUUUUUUCACUCAAAUAUCUAUCUCCAUUUAAAGCCGAAUGAAUACUUUUGUCCUCACCCCCUCCAUCAAAAGAACUUUUUUAUUGAUUGCUUAAUUCUUAGUUUCUUUACCUUCCCAUUAUAAAACAUGAUUAUAUUUCAUUUAAAAUUGCCAAGAACAUUUUCUUGUAAUAAGGUGCCAGUUUUUCUUUUCUUAGUAGAGCAAAUCUUCUAUUUGUGUCUCUGUUCCCAGUUUGUGUCUGUCUGUGCACAUGUGUGCAUGUUUGUUUUCACCUAUGCAUUAACGCUUUGGAAAAUAAUCGUAGCUAUUUAGGCUGCAGAGCAGCUGCAUCACUUAUUCAACUUGUGGAUCACAAAAUACCCAUGCCACGCUUUGUGAAAAAUAACAUUUUUGUUUGUACAAUCGGGCAGAGGCUGUAUGGUCCAUCAUUUAAAUGUUGACUUUCCUUCAAUGAGAAAUGGUAGAACUAUGGGGUUUUUUAUUAGCUUUACUUUUUGGAAGGAGGGAGGAAGCAAGAAAGCUAGGAAGCUGACACUUAACAACAUCGUCUUGAAGCCUGGACAGUGCCUUAAUCCAGAUUUACUCCUGUGACAGCAUUACAAGUGCCCCUCUCCCCCCCACCACCUCAUGCCCCUAAAUUGAUAUUGCUCAGAGCCUCUAGUUCUUGUUCUUUAGGAAACAGCUGAUGGUGAUUUCCCACUGCUGCUGAAGUAGGGAAGAGUCUUCACAUCAAAAAACAGCAGCCAGAGCCAUCUGAACAUUCCUUACCUUUCACAUGCACAUCGCAUUCAGCAGAGGGCUUCUAUCUUCUCUAUGUUUAAAGUAGUCAUAAGAUCUAGUAGUUAAGAGAAUGGCAGGUUCAUGUAAAAGUAUAAUGAAGAUUUGCAGAAGUUAUUCAGAAUUGUUUUUAAAGUGAAGCACAUUUUUUUGGAGGGGGGGCAGCAUUAAGGUCCAUAUUAUGAAUUAGCUACUGCUUUCUUUCUCCAAGAGUAGUAAGGUAUGCCACAUAAAAAGUGUAAGGACAAGGCAUUUUAUUCAUAUUGUUUACCUGUGCAUCUCUGGAAGUAAGAUGGAUGAGCUCAUAAAUAUCUGUGUCUCCCCCCCUCCGCCAAUAGUGUUUUGAGUUAUUUUGGUUUAUGUAUAGCCCUAUGUACUUAACAUAGCUAAAAUUAUGAUUGUAUGUUACAAACAAUAGUUGCUUCCGGGUUUUUAUUUUUUUUAUUCUGUCAUCACCACCUUUCUUAAGCAACUAGGACAGGGAUUCAUAAGCUUUUUGUGUGUCAUAGAUCCUUUUGACAGUCUGAUGAAGUCUAUGGACCCCUCCUCAGAAUCAUGUUUUUAAAUGCAUAAAAUAAAAUAGGUUUACAAAGGAAACCAAUUCUAUUGAAAUUCAGUUAUUAAAAUAUUUUCUUAACAAAUUCAUAGACCCCAGGCUAAAAAGCCCCUGGUCUAGGGUCUUAAAGUACAUAUUUUUGAAGACUUGUGCAAAAAAGUUCUGUGUGUAUUAAAUACAUUCUUAGUCACUCCAUAAAGGCAGGCCUAGAGAGAGCAGCUGGAAGUCAAGUGUUGUAGUUCCCUAGUGAAGCAGGGCUACAGAGAGGGUCACCCAAGUUCUUGUUACCAACCCAGAAAGAUGACGCACUUAGUCAAAAAUAAAAGUUCUCACCAUUGCCUUUAGCAACAGAGCAUAAAGAAAUGGGCAUUGAAUCCUAUGCCAAACAAAGAUCAGAUUACUCCUGUGUCUUGUACCCUUUCUAACUUGUAAAACUUGUGUUUCCUCUCUGAGCCUCAGUUUUCCCAUCUAUAAAGUGAGGAAGUUGUCCUAGAUAACCUCUUAGGUUCCUUCCUGCUAUAGAAGUCUGUGUGAUAAACUUCAGUGUGUUAAUAAUGGUUUUGAUAAUACACAUCAAAUCAAAAUGUUCCUGAAAUAACAAUAUAGGGACACAUACAAACCAUGGCUUUCAAUACAGAAAUCGCUCGGCAGUCUCUGGGGAAUGACGUUGCACCCUAACUACUCAGCUAAAAAAAUGCACUUAUCCUUGGAGGGAGAAAGCUAUCAGAUAGCCUCUAAAGGCAAUGGAGUCAUUGUGGGAACAGGUCAGUGAUGAACCCUCUGGGUUCAUAGGGUCAUAACCCCUUAUGUGCUUUCCUGUUCUCUGAGUACUUUCACAGGAUUUCUACCCUAUGCAUUUCUAUAUAGAGACAAAUCUUUCCCUGUAGUAUGGACACACUCUUAGGAGAAAAUUUCCAUCUGCAGCCAAAUCCUUUGGGAAAUCUCUGGAAAACAGCAAAUUCCACUCUACAAUAUUUUUGCCUUCAUGAAAUACUAUAAAACAGACACAAAGAUUGUUUUUUUUUUCCACACAAGAUUACAUUGCAAGAGUUCAGUUUGCUGAUUUUUAAACAAAGUAGACUUGUAUUUACACAGCAUACUUUUAAAAAAAAAAUCCCUUGAAGUUUUUUCUUUUGCGUAGUAAAGUGAUAACAUAGUUCCCUUUAAUAAAGGAUGUUCAUACUUUA